This is a messenger RNA of Penicillium manginii, 4683 nucleotides long. RefSeq lists its product as uncharacterized. Lineage: Eukaryota; Fungi; Ascomycota; Eurotiomycetes; Eurotiales; Aspergillaceae. Bases 1 to 4683 code for a protein of 1560 amino acids. The record is from RefSeq and is a predicted model, not a curated record. The transcript is spliced from 3 exons.
AUGGGGGUCGAAACCCGCAGACCAAUUCUUCCCGCUCCCACAGAAUCCCUCGUCGAUACCAACCCUGGCGACAGCCCAACGGGCACAGAUCUGGCAACUGACAUUUCUCGCCGCACAGACAAAACGUCGUACUCGAUCCCGGACGACGGUAGCCCAAUUACUGUCUCCACCCGGCGCCAUCGGGACCGGGACGACAAACUGUCUCGCUCAAAUCGGGAUUCCCAGACCUCCCUCUUAAUCGAAUAUUUCGAGGGUGGGAAAGGCCCCGGCGGUGUUGUUUCAAGGCCCAGCGUACGUGUACGAGUGACACCAUCAGGCGCGAGAAAGCGUAAGCAAAAGGACCGAAUCCAGAUCACCGAAUCGGGCUCCAGUCGCCAGCCCUCUUAUACCCGUCGCAUUUCCUUGACCUCGCCAUCUUCCAAAAGCAAACAUCAGGCCGAUUCGGGCUUGGAUGAUCAAAGCAUCAGCUCCAUCAAUUCCGUCGAGGAGGAGGGUGAACAUCCCUCUCAACAUCCACCCGUCGAAAUCGAGUUUAUGAAUCGCGACCGAGGCAGCGAACUGUCCACCGCCUCACGUGGAUUUAUGAUGCCUUCUUCUGAUAUCUCGUCCAUGCCCGCUGACAGCAUGCUCGACACUUCAUCCGCUGGUCCGCGCAGGAAGCGCAGCCAAAGCAUCGAACGUGGCGCCAGUCGCGAUAAGGAUCUGCUGAAAACGCCAUCCCGGCAACGAAGUCGCAGCCUUAGCAAGGAACGUAUCGUCCAGCGAGCUGCCGAGAAACUCAGCGGCUCACCGCAGGAGGUUUCCAGUGGUAGACACAAGAGUAGGAGUAAGCACCGAAGUGGAAGGAAGGAAUACUUGGAGGAGCCCAAGUCAUCCCGGCGCAGACGACAUGGAUCCGGUGAUGAGGAUCUUAAUAUUACCAGCCCCGAAUCUAGCCUCCUCAGCUCGGCUGUUUCUUCCAACCGCAGGUCCGGCGACUACCACUCUAAUGUUUCAAAAUCUUCCAUCAAUAAUCCCAAAUUACUCGAGACCGUUGAAGAUGCAAUUCGGCGCUUGAUCCUGCCCGAGCUCAAGGAGCUCAAGAAGGAUCAGAAAGUCAUGACCAACAAAUCCAAAUUCGACCGCGACAUGACCACAUCCUAUUCCUCUGCUAGCUCUAGAGAUGAGUUAGGUCGACGUUUGUCAAAACAUUCCAGUGCUCCUGACGUGAUGAAGCCUCAGCCUCGCGUUGUCUUGAACAAAGAUAGCAAGGAUGAAGGGAUUGUUCUUGCUGGCGAUCCUCUACAACAAAGCAAGGAACGCAAGUCGAGCAAAGGCAGUGAAACCUCUGAUGCAGCAUGGGUCAAAUGGGGCCGACCGGAUCUUACUGAGCAUGAUAAAAUCCGCAGACAAAAGAGCAAAGGCCUUCGUGAUGCCCAUGCCGCCGGUCGAGUCGGUUCCGCUCUGACUGCCGCAUCUCUCAAGAAGCAUGAUUCUCAGUCUAGUCUUGGCCAGUCAGAAUCAGGGGAGCGCAGAGGUAGUGGCUCACGCAAAAGUGUGGACAACUACAACGAGACAGAGCUUGUUUUCCAAAAACACAAUGUGGCUCCUAUGCCAAUGCGCAGCGAGAUUGAUUCGGAAUUGACGAGGACUUCAUUGCUCUCGGAACGUACUGAGAGUCCUGUGCUGCGUCAAAGGAUGCCACCGGCCGAAAUUUCGCGUGGCUCACCAAGACAAGUUGUCUCGCCGACAUCGCGAACGCCGACUCGAACCCCACAAGAAUCACGGAAUGAACUCGGCAUGCGCCAUGGCAAUCAGUCACAUCAUAACCUGUCUAUGCACAGUAGUUCGGAUCGUGAUUUGCAUCAAAAGAGCCAAUCUCCCGGCACUGAUGUUGACUGGACUAUUGCUGCAGCUGCAGCCGCGAACCUGCUCGACGCUGCUCAUCCAGGACAAGAGCCGUCGCCAGACAGACACUAUGAGGCCGGCCGAGCCCUGAGCCCUAUCCAGAGUGUUGCCAGUGACCUUACCGAGACUCGUGAUGCGUAUUAUCCAAACAAGCACACUGCUGACCUCCAGCGGGAUGUGGAACCUCGCCUUUCGAUUGAUUCUUUGUCUUCCGCCCCGAGCACAAACCUCGCCCGAUCUACUCGCCAGGAUGGAAACAGCCCCAGCAGUCAAAUCCGCGCUUUCGAUGGUGAGGAGGGCACUGAUCUCGGAUAUGAGCAAUCGCGCCGUGCAUCCGGAGAGGACAACUACUAUGGUCCCGAUGAUGAGUCAAGACUUUCAUACGAGAAUGAUGACAGCGAAAUUGAUUUCAUGGAUCGAGUGAAAGAAGGUCAUAAUGUGGCCAGCGGCAUCGCUGCUAAUCCGCAAUUUAUCCACCCAGCGGGUGUUGAGUCGAACGUUGCUACUCUGAUUGAUGGGUCCAUUCUCGAGUCCCAGACUUCUGGAAACCGCUCACAGACCGAAUUCGCUGAGCGUGCGGCAAGCCGAAGCCCUGAAAAGCGUGGAAGCCCUCUCAAGCAACGCCAGGAUGCCUCCAGCCCUGAUGAGACAUCAUUCCCUCGGCGGAUUGGUGCUUCCUCGCCACCACAAAGCGUCACCCAGUCUAUCGACGACUUCGAUGAAGCAGGUUCUGCCGGCGGUAUGGCGGCCGGCAUGGCUGCAGGCAUGGCUGCCGCUGCAGCUUCUAAGGGCAUGGAUAGCCCAGGUGCGGAUGAGGACCGCAGUCAAGAGUCCGAGUCCGAGAUCAACACCAACCCCUCUAUCAUUCAAGGCCCUGCUCAAAGUGCUCAAGAUCACUGGGGCUACGCAUCAAGGUCCCCAGCCGAGCAACCUACCUACUAUGAUCAUGGCGCCAAAGACCUCGACCAGAACCAGCCCCGGAAUCUUGAUGCCGAAUACUAUGAGACUGCCAGAAACAUCUUUGGUGGCGAUGACUUUGUCGUUGACCAGCAAGCUGGUCAGCUCUUUGGUACCCCCCCAGGGGCCAAGGAUGAAGGCUACGUGUCGGCUGCCAACCCCAUGUCUCCCAGCGUCGGUACCCCCAAGAAAGGAGAUCGAGGCCUCGAAGGCGCAUUUGAGAGUCCGACUGAGGAAGACCCAUUCGGAUCUGGCCACCAGCGACACUUUAGUGGUUACUCUCAUGGUGUGGGCUCUCCGCUCUAUGACAGCGCCACUGGCCGAGGUAUUGAAAGAAUCCAAUCUAAGGACAUUGUUGCUCUCAUGGAUCAUCUCACUGUUCGGGAUGCCCAGCGAAAUGCCAGGGAUACCGAGAUUCUCGUGACUCUUGUUCGAAGCGCCGCCGAGAUGCGCACCUCAUUCGAGCAGAUGAAGAAAUUCAUCGCUGAUCAAGAUGAUAUGAUCAUGGACACCAGCGACCAGCAGCACGAGCGAACCCACAGGGCCCUCGGGGGCCCUCAUUUGCAAGCCAAGCGAGCCAACAUUUUCAAGCGCGCGUUGAAGGGCCUGAGCGGGAAAUCAGGAAACGACUUGACCAAAAUCGAAGGAAUGCUCGAGCAGCUCCUUGAAGAGGUUGAGGCCUUGCGCACUGGUCAAGAUGUUGUCUCCCCCCGGAGAGCAAGCAUCGAUCCGAAUGGCUAUGAAAAUGGCCCGAACAAUGUUCCCAUGGGCAGCCGUUCUCCCUACAUGGGCAGCCCUCGACAAGGCAAUGGGGAUACCCGUGUUAGCACUGUCCCUGAAGAAGACGAAGAGGACGAGGAUCUUGAAAUCGAUGAGAACGAUGCCUAUAUGACUGCUCAUUUGCCUAUCAAGCAGCCCGCUCGUCAUGAGAGAGCCGGCUCUCUGCCUCUCAACACUCCGCCUCGAAAGCCAGUGGCAGCAAACGGCGCUCGAAGCACAGAGACAACUCCGAAGGCUUCAGAGAAGGCUCGCAAGCACAAGUCGAGCAGUUCAUCAAUCUUCCCCAAAAUCUCACGCUGGUCGAAGUCCACCGCCACGUCAAUGGGAGACAAUAUUCGCAACAGCAUUCAGCCUGGUCGCAAGGAACGUCCAUAUUCAGAGGUCUCUCGCUCUGGUUCUGAUCUCGCCGCAGACGCCUAUAAAACCGGUAAUUACUAUGACCCCGAAGGCGAUGACCGUAUUAGGUCUACGUAUACUCUAGGCGAGGAUGAUCAGCAGGAGAAUCGUCCUCCAUCUCCUUUGGUGCCCUCGCAGGUCUCCGAGGCACCGAAGUACCGUGCCCACCGCGGCAGUCUCGAUCUGCAGCACCCUCAACCUCGACAGGGCCCAACUGGCCGCUACCAAAACCAGCUCGAAACUCAAGCACAGACGUAUGACACACCCGAAUCCCCAUCCUCAGACCACUGGGGCUCGAAUCCCAGUCUGCCAGCCGUCAACCCUAACCAACAACGCUUCAGUGGCGGUAGUCGUUUGUCCCCUAUCUCGGAUGCAGGAUACUCGGAAGCGAGCUCCCGCAACCCCGGCCCCCCUCGACCACCUAAGGUCAAGGACGACGGCCCCUUGAUCCCCGAGCGACCUCCCAAGGUCUCGGAAGAAGAAGAGCAACCGCAGUACAACGACCGCGUUGUCUCAAGGGGCUCUGCCAUGCGCUCCCCUCCCACGCGCAAACCAACUGGUCCCCGUCCCCUCACCUCUGGCGGCAACUAUAGCCCCAGCAACAUCAAGCGUACUCAAUACCGAGGCAGUCCGAUGCAGAUCGAUUAUGAUGACAACUAUUAA